This is a messenger RNA of Pseudomyrmex gracilis, 1636 nucleotides long. RefSeq lists its product as uncharacterized. Bases 231 to 1610 code for a protein of 459 amino acids. The transcript is spliced from 9 exons. The record is from RefSeq and is a predicted model, not a curated record. NCBI's taxonomy places the organism in Eukaryota, Metazoa, Arthropoda, Insecta, Hymenoptera, Formicidae.
UCGAUGACAACGCGUUCCUACGUUGUUUGUCUCCCCCCUCACCCUGACGUUUCCCACCCGUCAAUUUUCCGUAGGGCGAAGAAUGUAAAACCGCGUUCUCUUGCCCCGUGUGUAACACACAACACACACACAACACACUCCCGACAUAUUUAUCGGUGCCGUGAUCUCGAUGAAAUAUUCAUCACGUCGCGGGCUCAACGCAGGUGCCAACGUAAAGAAGGGCUCCUCGAAUGUCCGGCGGAAGCGCAUCGUUCACCGACACGGCGAUACAGGUCAGACUGGAACCACCGCGAUCGCUGCACGGUGUCGAGGAUGCCGAUGUCAUUUGGGACACGAUUACGCGACGAUUUCCAAAUGCGGCGCCGCUUCUCUGCGAGAUGGAAACGGUGAUCGAACGGGCGGAGGAUCUGCUGCGGCAACUCAAAACGCCCUGCGCCGAGGAAAGCGACACGUCUAGCUCGUUUCACACACCGGAUUCGCGGGAAUCCAACGUCACGAUUUCGUCUGAUAUGGAAUCGUUUACCGAGGAAACAAAUGUACCAAAACAUCCACCGGAAAUCAUCACAAACGUCGGAACGCAACUCGUAGCUCGCGAACGGCAAGAGGAUCCUCGCAGCGAACAAUCAGUUCGGUGCGAAACGGAAUAUCCCGAUCGGGAAGGAUAUCAUUCGUCCCCCAAAUUCGAUGAAGUCGUUCAACAUUUCGAAACGAGUUCGGCAAAUAAAUGUGAGGAUUCCCGAGGGGAAUCAGGCGCGGAUGUAACGGAUUGUAGCGAUAAGGGAAUCGUCGUCGCCAGUUCCGAGGAAAGAUUAAUGGCGAGGAUAGCGGAGCAGAACAGUCUGGAAGGAUGGACGAAAGUGGCCGAUAACGUGUUGCAAGAGUGGCGAGACAAUGUGGGAGACGAUACUACUGGCAACGAUUCGGAAACUCGAGCGAGCGCAAACAGAAAUACAGCUGAUUGUUUGUCGGCAGUCAACAAAGGCAAAACUGAGAAUACCGAUGACGUAAAGGUUGCAAAGACGAAUUUACAGAUAUUGCAGGAUGCGAAAGUCGGGCGAAAUUUCGUGACGACGAGUCGUCGUCGUUCGCCGUUGACCGUUCUUGAAGAAUACGCGAAACGAUGCCAAGUGCCGAUCAAAUACGAGAACAAACCGAAACCGAAUCUGUAUGUGAUAAACGGCGACCUGUGCGGAUUUCGCGCAAUGUCUUGUGCCGAUACCCAGGAUCUGGCUAAAAACGAAUUGGCGGCAAAAAUAUUGUGGCUGGUAGCCGAGCGCCAGAUGAAUGGCUCGAAACUUUCGUCGUCCGUCUGCGGAUUAUCGGAUUUCUCGAGAGAGGAAAUGCUAGAGAUAACCGAGUUUAACAAAGACAAGUUGAAGAACGCGUCGCAAAAGCUUUACAAGAUUUGUCUUGAAAAAGGAGUAGUCACUCCGGAAUAUUCUAUUCACAAUAAGAUCACGAAUCAGGGAAACGUGUACGAAGCACAAUGUAAGGCUUUAGGUCUCGUCGGAAUCGGUCAAGGAAAGAGGAAAGAUAACGCCAAGAUUGCAGCUGCAGAAAAUUUGUUUCAGAAAUAUACGCAGAAAACGGAACAACAAAUAAAUACUUAAAAAAAAUAUCAUCUCAUAUAUCGCAA